Molecule: messenger RNA, 5305 nt
Organism: Drosophila erecta
Lineage: Eukaryota; Metazoa; Arthropoda; Insecta; Diptera; Drosophilidae
Product: ABC transporter G family member 29
Exons: 15
Coding region: 895-5217 (1440 amino acids)
Cellular component (GO): plasma membrane
Molecular function (GO): ATP binding; ATP hydrolysis activity; ABC-type transporter activity
Source: RefSeq, a predicted model, not a curated record
AUUUCCCGCCACUGUGCGUAGCUAAAAAGCGAGUAUGGCAACGCUGCAGAUGGGUUUGAGCAGUUGUUUUGGUGCUAACGCAUUCUUGAAUGUUUGAGUAAAGUUGCCAGAUGGCAGGCAAAGAAAAACGUUUCAUUUCAAAUUCUGAAAGUGAUGAAAACACAAACCCAAUCAAAUAUCACACCUUUUUUUUGGUUUUGGCAAACAAAAUGUAUAUACAUUAUUCACUCCAAACAUUAUGACUGGCAUUUGCCAGUUGAGCAGUGCCACAGUCAUAAAAAAACUGGUUUGACUGGUUUCUCCUCGUUCUUUGUUUGACUGCAAGCUGUAAUUGCACACUGGCGAGCGGGAAAACAAAGGAGUCGGGAUGGGAAAACCUCCCCGCAUCAGAAGUGCUUCAAAAAGAGCAGUGAAAACACGACUGAGAAUGAAAACACCCCCGCAGUAGAAGUAGAAACUCGUAAACAAAAACUAAACAAAAGCAGUGGCGUCGUUCUGCGGGAGGGGGUUCGGUUUUCAAUGGAAAGACAGCUGAUUGCGACUCUCUUGCGCUCUCCCACGUUAUCUGUGCUGCUCCCUGGGAGAACUAAUCAGCGCGGUUCAUAUUUUCAACUUUCCUGAAUUCAUUUUCAUUCCGUGCCAUGCCAACGGCCGCAAAAGAUCGCGCUGUUCUUCGGUUCUACGCAAGAUAUAGACACCUAUAUACGUAAUUACGCGCGGUAAUACUCAGUCCAGUAGCAGUAACUGCCUACGACGAGCAAACGGAAAGUGGAAAUUAAAUGGAGAACGCGAGCUAAAUAACACAGAGAUAAAAGUGAAACCAAAAAAGCCGCAGGAUCAAAAGUGCUGGACAACAUAUAGAAUCUAGAAACCCAGAAAUCUUGCAAUCACGACAUGUCCAGUUGGAGUUUGGCCAGUGCCGUGUCGCCAAAUGUCACCGGUGGCGAUGUCAUCCGGUUGAACAACCUGAAGUCCAGCUCGGAAACGCAUCUGCCAUCUCGGGGAUCGGGAGCGUCUGGAGGUUCUGGAGCAUUACCUCGUCCCACGACGCCCGUGCCCGCCAGGAAACUGUCAUCCAAACGACCGCCACACUUGACCCUCAACAUAAAGGCCAAGUCCCACGAUGCUCCGCUGGCCGAGACGGAAAACACGGCGCUCUCGACCAGUGAAUCCGUCUAUGGAACUCCGACGGGCGCCACACCCGUUUCGUCACCAGCCAACCGAAGUCAACGCAGUCAGGCGAGCCAGCAUAGUGACGAGAGCCGCCACAGCAGCAGCACCGCCACCAGCGGAGGUUCCAUAUUCCCCCACGAACAGUACAAGUCCAUCAAGAAGAUCAACAUCGGCUUCGAGAACAUAAGCUACACCACCAAAUUCGGAGUCUUCCAGAGGGAAACCAAGGAUGUCCUAAUGGGAUUAACAGGCUACUUCAAGUCUGGAGAACUUAGUGCCAUUGUAGGACCGUCUGGAGCUGGAAAAAGUACGCUGCUCAACAUUCUGUCAGGAUACACAACAUAUGGCUACACGGGCGAUUUCCGGGUCAAUGGCAAUAGGCGGGAUUUGAAGGCCUUCAAGCCGAACGUGGCGUUCAUCCGCCAGGAUACGAGUCUUCAGGCCUUCCUCUCCGUCAAGGAGGCGAUGCAUUUUGCGGCCAACUUGAAGAUCGGCACUCACAUGACACACAGCGAGAAAAGGGAGAGGGUCAAGAGCAUCCUGGAGGCCAUCGGGAUGUACGAAAACCGGCAUACGAGGACGGGGCAUCUCAGUGGAGGGCAAAAGAAGCGUCUCGCUAUUGCCCUGGAGCUGGUGAACAACCCACCGGUGCUGAUCCUGGACGAACCUACAACUGGCUUGGAUACUUCCACCUCGAAUCAGCUGAUAAAUCUGCUAAAGAAGCUCGCCAUCGAGGGACGCACAGUCAUCUGCACGAUCCACCAGCCAAGUGCCUUGACCUUUGCCAUGUUCGACCAUCUGUAUGCCAUUGGCGAGGGCAAGUGCAUUUACGCCGGAGGAGCCCAAAACCUGCUGCCCUUCUUGGGCGCCCUCAAUCUGCAAUGCCCGGAGUCCUACAAUCCAGCGGAUUACUUAAUGGAAAUAGCAACUCAUGACUACGACACGCCGGAUGACAACCAGCUGGAGAAGCUGGUGGCCCUGAUGGACAAUGGUCGCAACGAGGACUACAGACAGAGCAAGACUGCGCGAGUGGCCCAACUGGCGGCCAUGAAGAAAGUUGACCAACUUAUGGCGGCGGGACUGAUCACACCCGUGACAGCUCCCGUGAUGUCCACAUCCGCGCCAGGGCAUUUCCUGCAGGGCAGCACCUUUAAGCCACUCACUCCCAUCAAUGAGCUGUCUUCCCGCGUGUGGGACAGUCAAACGGCGGGCAUCGGAAACGCUGGCAGCUGCUGUAAGCCAAAGAAGAAAAAUAAGUCACGGCCAGCCAUAGAAUUGGAUCCAACGCAUCUGUGCAAAAGGCAGAACAUCUACGCCACGCCGUUCUACCGCCAGUUGAGUAUCCUGCUCCUGAGGACUUUCCUGCUAAUUUGGCGGGACAGCUCGCUGACCACAAUGCGCUUCGCCAUUCACCUCAUCACGGGCAUCCUAAUAGGAACCCUGUACUUAGGGAUCGGCAACGAUGCCGCCCAGACGCUAAACAUCUUCCGAUACCUCUUCUACACGAUCAUGUUCAUCAUGUACUGUGCGUUCUCGGGAAUACUGGUAAAGUUUCCGCUGGAGUUCCCCAUUGUGUCGCGGGAGCACUUCAAUCGCUGGUACUCCCUGCGAGCGUACUAUGUGGCCAUCACCCUAGCCGACCUGCCCAUCCAGGUCAUCUGCAGUGCCCUGUUCAUAGUGCCCACAUAUCUGAUGACCCAACAGCCGCUGGAGCUCUGGCGGUUCGGCAUGUUCUUCCUGAUUGUGUUCGUUACGGCUCUGGUCUCGCAGAGCAUUGGGUUGGCAGUGGGAGCAGCACUGAGCCUCAAGCUGGGCUCCAUUCUGGGACCCUUCUUCAUAUGCCCGUUUCUUCAGUUCAGCGGGUUCUUUCUGAUGGAGAAGGACGCCCCGGUCUUCCUACGCUGGAUGUUCGACAUAUCGUUCCUCAAGUACAGUCUGGAAGGAGCCAUGAUGGCAAUUUUCGGAUACGAUCGUGAGCCCUUGCCCUGCAGUGAACUUUACUGCCACCUGAGGCACCCCAAGUUCAUACUCAAAAGUCUGGACAUGGCCGACGGAAACUAUACAGUAGCUCUCAUCUUUCUGUUCAGCCUUUUGGUCUUCCUGCGCAUCCUGGCGUUCUACAUCAUGUCCUUCCGCCUCAGAUUGUUCAGAUCGCGUUUUGAAUAUAAACAGAAAGUGGUCGGCAAUUGGGGAUCGCAAGCAAUCAGCCGCCGUCUAAUGGCCGAUAACGCGGUGCAAGCUCAGCCAAAUGGUCUGGGCCAAAAGCAAAAGGCGCUGGAGCUGCACUUUAGCCAAGUUAGCUACAGUUUGCAGGGGGCCGCAAGGGGAUCCACUCCCAUUAUCAACGAUGCAUGCGGGGUCUUCAAAUCGGGACGACUUACGGCCAUUUUGGGUCCCUCGGGAGCGGGAAAGUCCACCUUGCUCAAUGCCUUGGCAGGUUUUAAACUCCAGGGAGUUACGGGCCAGUUUCUGCUGAAUGGACGCCCCAGGGAUAUAAUGAGCUUCCGGAAAAUGUCUGCCUAUAUUUCUCAAAACUUUGUGAUGCUGAAUCUGCUCACGGUUGAGGAAACACUGCGAGUUUCCGCAGACCUGAAGAUGCCCGGCUCCACAGUUUCCCAGGAGAAACAGAAAAUUAUAGACGACAUUAUCGACAUACUGCAGCUGCAGUCCUGCCGCAGGACUCUGGUGAAGAAUUUAUCCGGCGGCGAGCACAAGCGCUUGUCCAUUGGCAUUGAGUUGGUAACGAAUCCGCCCAUCAUGUUCUUCGAUGAGCCCACCAGCGGAUUGGAUUGUGUGGGCAGCUACCAGGUGAUUUGCCAUCUGCAGCGACUGGCGCACGACGGCAGGAUAGUUGUCUGCGUGGUUCAUCAGCCAGGGUCGCGACUCUUCCAACUCUUCGACGAUGUCCUGGUCUUGGCUCACGGAGAGGUCCUUUACUCUGGUGAGCAGCGGGAAAUGCUGGCUACCUUCGCACAAUCCGGCCACAUCUGUCCACAGUACUACAAUCCCGCGGAUUUCGCCCUGGAAGUGUGCAGCCAGUCCUCCACCACGGAACGCUGUGAAUCGCUCAUCACUCGGAACAAGAUGAUGCACAGCACCGCCAGUAAUGUUGUGAAGCUUCAAGUGGAUGAGGAGACAGCCUUGAUUGAUGUUCACAAGGACUCCUUGGACUUGGCGCACCUGCGUGGCAAGGAGCAGGUUAAUUUUUGGACGCAGCUAAGUGUCCUGCUUCGACGUCAUCUGCGCUCCACGUCCAGAGAUAUGUUCGCUGUCCAAAUGCGCCUGGUGAUGCACGUGGUGGUGGCCCUGCUCUUGGGCGUAGUCUAUUGGCAGAUAGGUGCCGAUGCACAGAAAAUCGUGUCCAAUGUAUCCUGCCUGUUCUUCGUGAUACUCUUCGUAUUCGCCGGCAAUGCCAUGCCCUCGAUCCUGCUGUGCAUGCAGGACUCGGCGGUGUUCAUCAGGGAGUACUACAACGGAUGGUACUCCCUGGGAGCCUACUAUCUGUCCAAGGUCCUGGCCGAUCUGCCCCUCCAGCUGACUUGUCCCACAAUGUUCAUCAGCAUCGGGUACUUCAUGACGGGUCAGCCUCCGGAAUCCCAGCGAUUUGCCAUGUGCUGGGCCAUGUGCGUGAUGACCGCCUUCAUUGGCCAUUUCAUCGGGGUGAUCGCAGGCUCCCUGUUCCCCAUGCAGUUGGCCAUAUUCCUGGUGCCCAGUGCCACCAUUCCGUUCCUCCUGUUCUCCGGCUUCUUCAUCCGCCUGGAGGAGCUCUCCUGGUUCCUGCGCCCCAUCUGCGAUGUGUCCUUCUUUAGGUACAUUUUCGAGGGUCUGAUGAGGGCCAUCUAUGGAUACGAUCGCGGGGAACUGGAGUGCCGUGCCACCAGCAACUUCUGUUACUACAGAACGGCGGAGCAUUUCCUCAAGGACUUCCAAAUGCAGGGCGAUGAGUUUGGUUGGGAUUUGGCCGUCCUGGGAAUGUUUGUCCUCCUCCUGCUUCUAGCCUUCUUUGUAACCCUGAGCACAGUCAUCCGACGGGCUCUUCGGUGAUCUGGUUAGUUGGGAAUCUGGCCAUUAACAUUCAACAAAUUUGAGGCAGAUUGUUAGUGAAUGCAAAUAAAGUGAUAUGAAUUUUAAA